Phycodurus eques (leafy seadragon) is the source of this 1266-nucleotide messenger RNA. Its product is annotated as Kv channel-interacting protein 2-like. Bases 141 to 905 code for a protein of 254 amino acids. The transcript has 8 exons. NCBI's taxonomy places the organism in Eukaryota, Metazoa, Chordata, Actinopteri, Syngnathiformes, Syngnathidae. Gene Ontology annotation, cellular component: voltage-gated potassium channel complex. Gene Ontology annotation, biological process: regulation of potassium ion transmembrane transport. The record is from RefSeq and is a predicted model, not a curated record. Gene Ontology annotation, molecular function: calcium ion binding; potassium channel regulator activity.
CAGGGGGAGGGGGAGCGGGAUAAUCGACAUAAUCGCGCUCCUCCGCACUUUGCAGCCUCGCUGAUGUUUGGGAGAUGAACACACACAGAUUGUGUGCAGGUCCAGCGGUACUUCGGGUCCUGUAAAGGGAGGGGACAAACAUGAAAUCCAGGAGUGAGGACCACAGUUUGUCCGAGUCCACUGAACUGGACCGAUCGUACGACCCGCUCACAGGUAAUCCACCAAAUCAAGCCACCGAACGGACCAUCAAGCAGCGCUUCCUCAAAUUGCUGCCCUGCUACCAUUCUGGCGCCAGCCCAUCCAUCAAUCAAAAUAGCGUGAGCGAUGAGGCCGAGCUGUCGGCGGUGCGUUACCGACCCGAGGGCCUCGAACGUCUCGUGGGGCGGACCGGCUUCAGUAAGAAAGAGCUGCAGAUCCUCUACAGAGGCUUCAAAAACGAGUGUCCCAGUGGUGCUGUGAAUGAGGAGACAUUUAAAACCAUCUACUCUCAAUUCUUCCCUCAGGGAGAUGCAAGUAUGUACGCGCAUUUCCUGUUUGCGGCUUUCGACACUCACAACAGCGGAUCUGUCAGCUUUGAGGACUUCGUCCUAAGUCUGUCCAUCAUCCUUAGAGGCUCCAUCACAGAUAAACUCAACUGGGCCUUCAACCUGUACGACCUCAACAAAGAUGGCUGCAUCACUCGAGAGGAGAUGACAGACAUUAUGCACUCAAUUUAUGACAUGAUGGGCAAGUAUACGUACCCCUGCAUGAGGGACAGUGCUCCCAAGGACCACGUGGAACGCUUCUUCCAGAAAAUGGACACGAACAAUGACGGCGUCGUCACCAUCGAGGAGUUCUUGGAGACGUGCCAAAAGGUGUAUAUCGUUUGGAAAGAAACAUUUCCAGCAAUGAACGAACGACAUUAAGAGCGUAACCUGUGGCUCCCUUCUAGGAUGAGAACAUCAUGCAGUCCAUGCACAUGUUCGACAAUGUCAUCUAACGGUCGAAUCCAAUGAGCUGGAGCGCCACCUCAGUGCUGCAGUGUGCGCGCGCCUCACGCAUGUGUGUGUGUGUGUGUGUGACACUGACAUGACCUGAAGUCACUUUCUUUUUGGAUAUUGUGAACCUCACACUCAUUAGGGUUGUAUUGUGUCUGCAUGGGGAUGCAAUGUGUUGACGUAUUUUCUAUUGGAACCUGAUAGUGGAAGACAAUAAAACCUCACGGUUAUGAUGUAAUGACUGCUCUUCUGUCCUUCAGUAUUGCGAUCGAAGACUUUGGGGUUGAAC